AUGGAGCCACAAACCGUCUCGGAAAUCCCGUUCAUACAAAUACAGGAGGGCGUACUCGCGCGCCUCUUCUACACGGCGGGUGCGGUGGCUGGCUUGGCCGGUGGCGUACUGGAAGUGAUGACAAAGCUGCUGCACGCUGCAGUCCAAGUAGCUAUUGCGAAUGCAGCAGUAUCGACACACGGAUCCAAGAACCCGUCCCAGGUAACGCCAACUGCUCCGCGGGCCUUUAUCGCUGAUGGCACCUGGACAUACCAGGCUACUUCAAACCUCAGCGACGCGGCCAGUGGUGAGUGCACCCUGGCGGUCCCAAACAACACGCCAGCGGCUCAGCACGAUCCCAACGCUACUGCCACGGCGGAGCUUGUGGAGCUUAUCGGCCUUGGCGCGAUCGUAUGCAAUGCUGCUCUUUCCGAUACAAGCGGUGGCUGCGGUGUGACGGAAGUAGCUCCAGAAGCUACCGUCAUCCCAACUGUAAUGACCGUUGAUGCCGAUGCCGAUGAAACAGCCGACAAUGACCCAGAUGACAGUAGCCUUUCUCUCAGUGCCGCAACUCCGGAGGGUGAGGCAUCGACUUCUGUCGAGGUUCCUGCACCCCUGGCGACCUCUGGGCUCUCCGGUGACGCCGCUGAACCGCUGGAGGAGCCCAUCCUACAUUCUGCUCCCUUCAUUGUAUCAUCUCCUGUAAACCCGAACUCUGAUAACGAAGCCCCAAUCCAUGGAAAUUCACUGGAUAACGCCUCUGGACUGGGCAGUGUAGGACCGGCGCCUGUCGUUGAGCCCGAGCAGGCCUUCCUUUUGGUUCCGGAGCUGGUUUCGGGAGUUACACUGCAGCCGGACAAUUCCCAGUUGCUAUCAGCUAGCCGUGUCGUUGCGGGCAUGCGCGAGGGCGAUGAGGCCAUGCGCAAUGAGAGUGGUCAGAGCGGCAUCAUGGCCGUGUCGUGUGGGACAGCCGGUUUGGUGGACCCCGUCAGAGAUGCGCCAACGUCGCGAAAGCUCAAGACCGCAUCUGCAUCAGUGUCGACGACAUCCUCGGCGUCGAUGACGCCCGGAGUGUCGUACACCCAGCGGCUGGAAGGAAAGAGGCAAAGUAGCCGUCGCAAGGGUGCCCACAAGGCCAAAGCUCACUAGGCAGUGUUGUUAGCUCUUAUGUUAGGAGGGGAGGGCCCUGGAUUCUCCCACCAGAUUCGAGCCGAUCGCACGCUGCCUCAUUUGCGGCAAUAGGACGUAGCGGGAACAGCAAUACAAAAGGGGUAUGAGGGUUGCGUAUGGCAUGGGAUACAUCGUACAAGUACGACUUCUGAGAAAGCGCAGCUCAGUAUCGUGACGCUUCCU
Molecule: messenger RNA, 1332 nt
Organism: Volvox carteri f. nagariensis
Lineage: Eukaryota; Viridiplantae; Chlorophyta; Chlorophyceae; Chlamydomonadales; Volvocaceae
Exons: 3
Coding region: 1-1128 (375 amino acids)
Source: RefSeq, a predicted model, not a curated record